UGAGUGUCGUGUCUGCUCGAAUCACUCACAUAUACUUGACUUAUUGCGUUUGCGUGCUGUUUGCGCUUUGUUCGUUUGGAUUACUGCUCGACUUUGCGGAGAAAGACGACGGAAUCUUCGACAUCCAGAUUACUCACAUUCACAAUGGCAACAACAACAGAAGCGAACGUGAACGGUGAGGUCGUACCGGUAGUCGAAAAGCUGGGCGAACUCUCGGUGGCAGAACAAGAAGUCGUCACUUUCUCAUCACCAAGCACAAGUGAGGCCAGCACUCCGGGCACACCAGAGACCUCAGUCAGCUCUCAACCUCAGUACAACUUCAUCCCUUUUGAGCCACAUCCGGGGUACCCCAAGUCUCGCAUCAGCAUUGUCAACAGGUUCAUUGAUCAACCACGAGAAGUCCGGGUUGCUGUGAUCGGUGGUGGUCUUUCUGGCAUUCUUGCUGGUGUUCUGCUUCCGGCCAAGGUCCCCAAUAUCAAGUUGACUAUAUAUGAGAAGAACCAUGACUUUGGAGGUACUUGGCUCGAAAAUGUCUACCCCGGAGUGCGAUGUGACAUCCCUUCGCACGUCUACCAGUCAACCUUUGAGCCCAAGCUUGACUGGAGCGACCAAUUCGCUGGCGGCGCCGAGAUCCGUGACUACUGGCAAGGUGUAGCAAAGAAGUACAAUGUCUACCAGUACGCACGCUUCCACACCAAAGUCGAAGGCCUGAACUGGAACGACUCCGAGUCCGUCUGGGAGGUAACCAUCAAGAACCUUCAAACCGGCGAGACAACCACCGAAAAAGCCGACAGCGUCAUCACUGCCAUCGGUCGGUUCAACGCCUGGAAGCUUCCCGACUACCCCGGCAUCGCUGACUACAAGGGCAUCCUCCGACAUGCCUCACACUGGGAUUCAUCCUUCGAUCCAUCCGGCAAGGCCGUAGCCGUCAUCGGCAACGGCGCCAGCGGUAUACAACUCGUCGCGAACCUCCAACCCUCCGUAGCGCGGCUGGACCACUACGCUCGAAACCCUACCUGGAUUGCUGCCUCCUGGGCCGGCGACGUACGGCAAGCAGGACCCCAGCCCUACUCAGAGGAGCAGAUCGCCCUGUUCAAGUCCGACCCAGACGCCUACCUGAAGUUCCGCAAGGAUAUGGAAGACAAUUACUGGCGCCGCUUCAAUGCCUUCUUCCGCGGCAGCAAAGAUAGCACCGAGCUUCGCGAGCGCUUCACGCAAAUCAUGCACGAGCGGCUCGCCAAGAAGCCCGAGCUAAUCGAGCACAUCGCCCCCGACUUUUCUCCCAACUGCCGCCGCUUGACGCCCGGCCCCGGCUACCUCGAAGCCAUCUCCGAGCCCAACGUGGAGUACAUCCGCACACGCAUCCGUCGCUUCACUGAAACCGGCAUCGAAACCGAGGACGGCGUUGAGCGUAAGGUGGACGCCAUCUUCUGCGCCACGGGCGCCAACGUCUCGCAGGUUAUCCCCUUCCCCGUCGUUGCGAAGGGCAAGAACCUCCAGGAUGCGUGGAAUCCUGAGCUCAAAGGCAAGAGCGACGAGCACCACGGCUUUCCCUACACCUACCUCGGCGUGGCCACGCCCGGCUUUCCGAACCUGUUCUUCCUUCAGGGACCGCACGGUACGGGACCGAGCGGAACUGUCCCGCACAGCACUGAGACGCAGCUUACGCUGCUGGCGAAGAUCCUACGGAAGGUGGGGAGGGAGGGCAUCAAGAGCAUUGUCCCUUCUAGAAAAGCAGCGGAUGAUUUCGUCGAGUACUCGGACGCAUUCUUUUCCAGCACAGUCUUGACAGACAACUGCAGCUCUUGGUACAACGGCGGACGGCCGGGGGCGAGGAUUCACGGUAUUUGGCCCGGGUCAGCGGGGCAUUUGACGGCGGUGAGGCAGAAUCCCAGGUGGGAGGAUUGGGAGUAUGAGUAUCUCGGGGAGACGGGAAAUAGGUUUCAGUGGUACUUGGGUAAUGGGUGGACGAGCAGGGAGGCGGAUCCGCAGUCGGAUAUGACGCCGUACUUGAGGAGGCCGGGGGAGAAGGUGGAGUUGAGGGAUGUGCAUGAGAGUUGGUGGAAUUUGCCAUGAUUGUCUCUACCGUAGUGGGAAAAUGCGUUUUGUAACAUGGCUUGUUUUCUAGACAAGCCAUGUUUCUUUCAGGGGAUAAGCGCUGUAAUUUAGUGGAUUUGUUUUUGGAGUUGGGUCGGGUCCGAAAUUUGAAAUUUCUCAAAGUCUCAAAGUCUCAAAGUCCUACCUUCCCCCAACCUCCAACAUCCCCUUUAUCAACGGAAAGAACCAGCCUUUUCC
This is a messenger RNA of Neurospora tetraspora, 2295 nucleotides long. RefSeq lists its product as uncharacterized. Lineage: Eukaryota; Fungi; Ascomycota; Sordariomycetes; Sordariales; Sordariaceae. The transcript is spliced from 2 exons. Gene Ontology annotation, molecular function: NADP binding; N,N-dimethylaniline monooxygenase activity; flavin adenine dinucleotide binding. The record is from RefSeq and is a predicted model, not a curated record. Bases 145 to 2076 code for a protein of 643 amino acids.